AUGUCAAAUUUUACACCUGUAUCCGAGUCAAUAAUUCCCAAUGAGCCCAUCGACAACAAAGCCAGAGGGCAGGAAGACUUAGGGAACAUAAAGGAUGGCUUAACAUUAGAGAUUACAAAGGAUGGAAAUGGUUCGCAAGGAACUACAAUCCAGGGCGAGGAUAUAGAAAAGCAACAACAAGAUGCUCAAGAGUUAUACAUGGACAGUGGAUAUUCAUGGGCGAUUUGUUUUGCAUGUUUUCUACUAUAUUUUGCUAGUUGGGGUCAGAACUCAGGAUUUGCUAUUUACUUUUCAUAUUUCUUAAAUAAUAAUACUUUCCCAGGAGCUACAAAGAUCGAUUAUGCUUUUAUAGGUGGUACUGCUUUUGGUGUAGGGAUAUUUUUUAGUCCCUUAAUUAACUACUUUAUUGGAAAAAUAGGUACUCGUCCUAUUAUCGCAAUAGGUAACUGUCUUCAAUUCACAGCAUUAAUGCUUGCAAGUUUCAGCAAAAAGAAAUGGCAAUUGUAUUUAACUCAGGGAUUAAUGCAAAGUUUUGGCCUUGCUCUAGUUUUCAUGCCUAGCGCAGCCUUAAUACCACAGUACUUUAAAAAGAAAAGAGUAUUGGCGGGAGGAAUAGCGACAGCUGGUUCUGGUGUUGGAGGUAUAUGUUUCAAUGUGGGCAUGCAACACGUUGUUGAGACAAAGGGAGUAUUUUGGGCCUUAAGAACUCAAAGUAUAAUUGGAUUCAUUUCAGUAUGGAUUGCUAUUGCCCUUAUAAGGACUAGAAACAAGAGAAUAAAUGUCCAGCUUACAGUAUUUGAUAAAGAUAUAGUAAGAACCGCCGGAUUCUGGAUAUUUGCAUUUUUUGUGAUUACAUGUAUGUUUGGAUAUGUUAUUGUUCUAUAUACUUUAGCACAAUUUACUACAUCUCUUGGAUACUCUGAAUAUCAAGGUUCAAUUACUUCUACUAUGGUCCAACUAGGAAAUGCUGUAGGAAGGCCAUUUAUAGGUUUAAUAUCUGAUAGAUAUGGAGGUGUUACAGUGGCAAUUGCUGCUUAUGCAAUUGUUGGUAUCCUCUGUUUAGCUAUGUGGAUUCCAGCAAGGACUUUUGGUACUGUGAUUGCUUUCGCUAUAAUAGAAGGGGCAUUAAUGGGAUCAAUUUAUGGUAUGUUAGCACCAGCAGUUGCUCGUACAUUUGGUAUCAGAAAGAUGAAUGUUACAUUCAGCAUGUUUUGGAUGAUUAUGGGAGUUGCCGGAUUGUUUUCUCCAGUAAUUGGAAUAAAAUUGAAACAAGGUGGAGGAGGAAUUGUUGACCCCACACAGUAUGUUAAUUGUUCAAUUUUUGCUGGAUGUUCCUUCCUUGCUUGCACGAUAGCUUUGGUGAUUUUAAGAGGUUAUAUUAAAGCAAGAGAUCUAAUUUCAGAGAAAGGAGACUCUGAUUAUAUGGAUCCCAUCGGAAUAACAGUGUCAGCAAGAGCAGUCUUAACUAGUUGCUUUAAGACUAGUCACGAGAAGACUUAG
Molecule: messenger RNA, 1500 nt
Organism: Scheffersomyces amazonensis
Lineage: Eukaryota; Fungi; Ascomycota; Pichiomycetes; Serinales; Debaryomycetaceae
Product: MCT family MFS transporter
Exons: 1
Coding region: 1-1500 (499 amino acids)
Biological process (GO): transmembrane transport
Cellular component (GO): membrane
Molecular function (GO): transmembrane transporter activity
Source: RefSeq, a predicted model, not a curated record